AACUCAAUCUCGAAAUCUUACACUGCAGCGCUCUCUCCCUUUCUCACAUGCAGUUUUCAACUUCUCUCGGCUCGGGAAGGAUGGCGAGUCCUAGUGUUGUUCGAGGACCUGCUGCAAGACCACCUGCUCGGCUCGGCUCGGGAGGGAAUGGCUGGAUGGCGACUCCUAUUGUUUUCGAAGUACCAGAUACAAAACCACCCGGUCCACUCGGCUCGGGAUCUAUUGUUAUUCAAGGACCUGAUGCAGAACCGUCCACUCUGCUCAGCUCGGGAAGGAUGGCGACUCCGGCUGUUCAAGGACUUGCUGCAAAACCAUCCGGUGGGCUUAUCUGCAAGUUCAAAUUGAAGAGAUACGAGACCGCGUUUAUGUGUAAUAUAUGCAUGGUGGAUAGUUAUGAUACUGAAGGAUACCAUUGUAAUCACUGCAAUCUGUCUCGUCACAAGGGCUGCAUCAAGCUAGCCAGUGAAAUUAACAUCGACCCCGGGCCAAAUGACAUCUUUCGCGGAGGUUGCACAUUCAAGCUUCACAAGAAGCCAAAGCAAGCACGGAAUUCGCAGAAUGAAACUUGGGCCAACUACUGCAUGGUUUGCGGGCUCCUGAUCAAAAGCUACAGCUAUCACUUCCGGUCCACGUUAGGCAAUCAGGACUUGAAUAUGCACCCUUGCUGCGCGGAGCUCGCCAGACACAACCGUGUGCCAUACGAGCUCCAGCUGGAGGAACAGCAUAAGUGCGUGUGGUGCAGCAAGGACCGACCCCCUGAGGCCUCCCAUGCGGGCCCAAUGAACUAUUUCUGUUGGUCGUACAAGUUGACAGAGACAGGCGGCAGGAGAUACCGCAUUCAUGUGCACUGCUACAGGAAAAUGGUGAAUCGGGCCCGGAGAAGCAUCGUCCAGUCAGGCCACAACGCACGUGGAGGUAAUCAUCCCAUAGAGAUUGUCCUGAAAGGAAGGGGGAAUGGGGACACUGGAAGGGGGAAUGGGGACAUAGAUAUAAGCUGGGAGAGACUACUGAGGAAAGGGGCAAAUAUUAUCCUUAAUCGAAUGACUUAAAAAAUUAUAUUGGUGAAAUGGGCCAGUUUUUGUGUUUCAUGCAUUUGUAAUUUCAAUUCUGCUUGAAAAUUAUUAGUGAAGCAUACCUGAUAGGGGCUGCCAGUUGUACGUCA
Molecule: messenger RNA, 1162 nt
Organism: Punica granatum (pomegranate)
Lineage: Eukaryota; Viridiplantae; Streptophyta; Magnoliopsida; Myrtales; Lythraceae
Source: RefSeq, a predicted model, not a curated record